AUGCUACCAGAUGAUGAGCAUAAUAAUACUAGUAGCUCAGCUAGUAGUUUCAUUACUGAUAGCGAUAAUAUCCAGAAUGAAAGUUUGACAGAUAAUGAAAUUUUAUUAUUUGAUGACUUAUCAAGCUCUCAACAGGUUUCAAUACUCAAUAGCCCUGUUAAUGAAGGCUCUACCCAAAAUAAUCACUAUCAUCCAUUAAAUACUGUGGAAAAGCUCAAGAAUUGGGCAGUUGAAAAUAAAGUUACUCUUAUAGAUUCUAAACCUGAAUAUUUUCAUGGAUUGCCAAGGGAUGCAAGAACAUUUCUAGCUACUCCAAAAUUUACAGUUACUCGAAAGGUAGAUCCAGGAGAAUAUUAUCACUUCGGAUUACAGAAAUCAAUUGAAGAUCUAUUCAAAAGAAUUAGUAGGGCACCAAGUAGUCCAAUUGAAAUUGGAAUAAACAUAGAUGGUCUACCCAUAGCUGAAAGUUCGAGCAGUCAGUUCUAUCCCAUACUUGGUUUGGAAUCUAAAGAUGUGUUUUUAAUUGGAUUAUACCAUGGCUAUGAAAAACCCAAAAUUUGUGAUGAAUUUCUUUCAGACUUCAUUGAAGAAGCCAUAAAACUUACCAACAAUACAACUUCAAAAUUUCUAAAUUCCUAUUUGAUGCUGUUGCAAAAGCACCCAUAUUGGCAAUUAAGGGUCAAACAGCAAACAGAUGCUGCUCACCAUACUGAUCAAUCUAUUUCAUUAGACAUUCCAAAUAUUGAUAUAAUAGCAGAUGUUCCUUCGGACUAUAUGCAUUUGGUUUUGUUGGGAGUGGUCAAAAAAUUACUAUGUGGGCUCUGGUGCUUUGGACCACCCCCUCACAAAUUUUCUAGUGCCCAGUUCACUGGAAUUUCAGAACUUUUGAUCAACUUGAUUCCUUCCUUUCCGUCUGAUUUCGCUAGGAAGCCUAGAUCUCUCAAAGAGGUUAAGAGGUGGAAAGCGACAGAAUUCCGACAUUUUUUACUGUAUACCGGACCAGUUGUAUUGAUCAAUGUUCUUCCAAAGAAGAAGUAUCAACAUUUCUUGAUUCUAUUAAUUUCAAUCAGAAUUCUUUCGAGUGAGAAAUAUUGCCCAAUGUAUAUCGAUUAUGUUGAGGAAUUAAUCAUUUAUUCUGUGAAAAGUAUCGAGGAAAUUUAUGGAUCCCAUUUGUUAACUCAUAAUUUCCAUAAUUUAUUACAUUUAGUAGAUGAUGUUAGAAAAUUUGGAGUGCUUGACAAUUUUAGUAAUUUCGAAUAUGAGAAUUUUCUCCAAUAUUUAGGAACAUUAAUUAGAAAGCAUGAUAAACCAUUACAACAAGUAGUUCGCCGUUACUAUGAGUCAAUGAACUGUAGAGAAAAAGUUAAUGUAUCUGAAGAAAUAUCAGAUUUUAAUUUGAUCAAACCACAUUGUGAUGGACCAUUGGUAUCAGGAUGUUCUCGUCCAGAGUUCAGAUCAGUUGUUUUUCCAAAGUUCAAGCUUUCUUGCACUCUUAAAGAUUCGAGCUGUGCUCUGGAGGAUGGUACAAUCAUUGAAAUUGAAAAUUUUGCUUUUUCGCCAGUAUUGAAUGAAAACAUAGUGGAUAUGCCUUGGAUUAUUGUGCAGUUUUCUGAUUCUGAGGAGAUUGUAACUGUUCCUUACUGUUGGUAUAAUGGGUCCAGAAAAUCAAUAUUUUACCCUUCGUAUCCCAAAAAUCGUAUGGAAAAAGCUAUAAAAAAUGAGGUUGAACCCGAAAGUGAUUGGCAAGAAUAUAAUGUUUCUCUAAUGAGGAACAUACUUUAUGAUAAUUUCAAGAUUGCUUGUGCAAAAGCUUCAAAAUGCUGUGUAACUUCAGAGGUCUCAGAACUAGAAUGUUUAUCAGAAAAAAGGAAGCCAAAAAGAACUAAGUUCACUUCUUCAGAAGAUAGUGGCUCUGAUUUAGAUAUGCCAAGACCAAGACAAAAAGGCAAUAUUGUAGUUGGUAUCAUCAUCAUGGAUCUAGAUCGUAAGAGAAAGCAGGUAUUGUCUAUGCAAAAGAAACAAAUGUUGAAAAAAUAUUACAAAAGGACUAGACCUGAUAAAACAGCCUUAGCACAUACUUGUAGUAUGCCUUCUACCAGUCAAUUAUUACUUGUGGAUGAUGAUACCUCUCUUACGACCUUGCCUUCCACUAGUUUCACUAGUCCUUCUACCAGUCAAUUACUUGUGGAUGAUAUGAUACUUGAGAUGAUACCUCUCUCACGACCUUGCCUUCUACUAGUUCCACUAGUCCUUUGA
Phaedon cochleariae (mustard beetle) is the source of this 2256-nucleotide messenger RNA. The record is from the annotation of a GenBank genome assembly. Lineage: Eukaryota; Metazoa; Arthropoda; Insecta; Coleoptera; Chrysomelidae.